This is a messenger RNA of Lachancea meyersii CBS 8951, 1725 nucleotides long. The record is from the annotation of a GenBank genome assembly. NCBI's taxonomy places the organism in Eukaryota, Fungi, Ascomycota, Saccharomycetes, Saccharomycetales, Saccharomycetaceae.
AUGUCUACUACACUAUCCAAGGAUCUAGAGAAGAAACCUGCCACUGUCCUGUACACGGACGACUCGUACGCCGAUGGACAGGUGUCAGUGUCAUCUGUCGAAAAAGCCGUCAUCGGUGAAGAUGGCAAAGCUGAGGGCACAAGACUGAGGAAAGAAUUGGACGCCCGUCAUGUAUCGAUGAUUGCCAUCGGUGGUUCUCUGGGCACAGGUUUGCUAAUAGGCACCGGUUCGUCUCUGGCCAAAGCCGGACCAGUGUCGAUUUUGAUUUCAUAUUCGUUCGUGGGUCUUCUGGUAUAUACAGUGAUGAGCUGUCUUGGUGAAAUGGCCGCUUUUAUUCCGCUGGACGGAUUCACGUCCUACGCUUCCCGUUACUGCGACCCUGCUCUUGGGUUCGCAGUCGGCUACUCAUACUUGUUCAAAUACUUUAUCGUGACGCCCAACCAACUGACAGCAGGAGCUAUGGUCAUGCAGUACUGGGUGAGCAGAGAUAAAGUCAACCCAGGUGUCUGGAUCACCAUCUUCCUCGUGCUCAUCAUCAUCAUCAACACCGUCGGUGUCAGAUUCUUUGGUGAGUUUGAGUUCUGGCUCUCCAGUGUUAAAGUCUUGGUCAUGCUUGGUCUCAUCAUCCUGCUGUUCGUCAUUAUGCUCGGUGGUGCCCCAUCCCACGACCGUACUGGUUUCAGAUACUGGAAGGACCCAGGUGCUUUCAAGCCUUACGACAAUAUUCCUGGCUCCAAGGGCAAGUUCGUGUCGUUUGCUUCGGUUUUCGCCCUGGCGCUAUUCGCUUACACCGGUACUGAAUUGUGUGGUAUCGUUGCUGCUGAGGCAAGAAACCCAAGAAAGAGUGUUCCUCGUGCUAUCAAACUUACUCUGUACCGUAUCGUGGUCUUCUACAUUGUCACAAUCUUCCUUUUGGGAAUGGUGGUGGCCUACAAUGACCCACUAUUGUUGAAAGCUAAGAAAAUGAGCACCUCUGCUGCUGCAUCUCCAUUUGUCGUUGCCAUCAUUAACGCCCAGAUUCCAGUCUUGCCUCACAUCUUUAACGCAUGCGUGUUGGUGUUUGUUUUCAGUGCCUGCAACUCGGACUUGUAUGUCGCGUCCAGAACCCUAUACGGUCUGGCCAUCGACCGCAAGGCUCCACAGAUCUUUGCCAAGACCAACAAGUGGGGUGUUCCAUACAACGCGCUUCUGCUGUCCAUUUUGUUCUGUUUGCUUGCUUACAUGAACGUUGCAUCCUCGUCUGGCCAAGUCUUCACCUACUUCGUUAACGUUGUGUCCAUUUUCGGUCUGUUGAGUUGGAUCUCGAUUCUAAUCACAUACAUCAGAUUUGAGAAGGCUGUGCGUGUUCAAUUUGGUGACAAGUCAAGCCUAUCAUACGUGGCACCCAUGCAGCCUUGGUCUGCAUACGUAUGUCUAGGCUUCUGCAUCUUGAUCGGUUUGAUCAAGAACUACACCGUUUUCCUCGGCCACAAAUUCGACUACAAGACUUUCAUCUCUGGUUACAUUGGUAUCCCAGUCUUCUUCGUUUGCUACGUUGGCUACAAGAUCGUUAUGAAGACCAAGCUCAUCGCUCCUGAAGAUGUCGAUCUCUACACUUUCAAGGCAGCAAUUGAUGCUGAGGAGGAAGAAGGUAAGAUUUACGAUGCUGAGCGCGACGAGAGACUGAGAAACGCUAAAUGGAGCGGCGAGUGGAUCUACGACCGCUUCUUGGGUUGGCUAUUCUAA